This is a messenger RNA of Acipenser ruthenus (sterlet), 2710 nucleotides long. Its product is annotated as serine incorporator 4-like. NCBI's taxonomy places the organism in Eukaryota, Metazoa, Chordata, Actinopteri, Acipenseriformes, Acipenseridae. Gene Ontology annotation, cellular component: membrane. The coding region runs from base 879 to 2405 and encodes 508 amino acids. The record is from RefSeq and is a predicted model, not a curated record. The transcript is spliced from 12 exons.
UUUCAUAACAUGCAACCCCCAUUUACCACCUUUUCUUUUGAUUCAAUUUCAUGUGUGUGGUUUUCAUGUGUGAUCUCUUGCACUGGUAGCUAAAGGUUGUUAAAAAUGAUGGAGCAUUGCGAGUCGUAAUAUGCAAAAUCACUACUUAGAUUAAUUCCUUUAUUUUGCCCUAAUCCGAUUAAGUCUAAAAAGAAAUCCUGCUGUGCGUCCUGGCCCCUGCGUUGCUGAACCCCUCUCUGAUGUGGCUGCAGUGACAGAUGGUCUGACACAUGGUGCUGUAGUCUGACUAGCUAAUCUCCCUGGUUUGAGCACAGGGGCUGGGGGAAGGGGAUGGGCUGGUUAGCUGUCCUGUAGACUCGAAUGGGUGCUUCACGAGGAUCUGCAGCAGGUUCGAUUCAUGGACCGGUCUACAUUCUCAAGGUCUGUUUUGCACACGGUUCUUCCAAGCGUCUCGCUCUCUUGGGUUACUCUCAGAAACUGCGUUUUUUCUUUGGAUUUGAGAGCCAGCUGCAAAGGAGGCCCGCCAAUCGAGCUGUGUCCUGUGGGAGGGGAAGUAUCGCUGCAUGAACUGGAGACUCCUGGGUGCUGGCAGUGUGUGGCACUCCUGCAGUCAGCUGUGGAAUUGGAGGAUGUUUUGCCUGCACCUGGGCUGGAUUUCAGCAGAGUUUUUCAGUUUUCCCUUGUGAGCAAGGCGUUUGAAGAGUUGGAGGACUUUUUUUUCUGGAAACCUUUAAUGAUAAUCUGAGGGAUUCCGCAGUUGCGUGAUCCUUGCAGCUUAACUCCGGGGAUUCUCUUCUCUUCAUUCACCUGACAAGCUGACAAGCGCUCUCCGACAGGAUGUAGGGUUUUGGAGAGCUUUCUGAAAGUGAGGAUCCAGGAUGUCCACUGCCCAGGCGCUCCGACGCAGCGGGCUCUGCCGCUACUUCAUUAACGCAGUGGCCUAUCAGGUAUGUUGCUGCUGUGGCCCUGCCCCAUUCUCCCUGUGCUGUUCCUGCUGUCCGUCCAUUAAAGCGUCCUCCGGAACACGGGUCAUGUACACUCUGUUCCACAUCUUGGCCUGUGCUGUCAGCUGCCUCAUGCUGUCCAGGACUGUCUCAGAGGCAGUGCGAGAAAAUGUGCCUUUCUACUCCCUGAUCUGUGAGCACAUGCAGGGCACUCAGGACUGUGACAUUCUGGUUGGCUACUCGGCUGUGUACCGGGUCUGCUUCGGAACCGCCUGCUUCUAUCUGCUGCUGGCCGUCUUCCUCAUCAACGUCAAGUCCAGUCAGGACUACCGGGCCCUCAUACAAAACGGGUUCUGGUUUCUGAAGCUGCUCAUGCUGAUUGGGAUGUGCGGUGCUGCCUUCUUCAUCCCCACCGAAUCCUUCCUCCACGCCUGGCACUAUGUUGGAGUUGCUGGUGGAUUUUCCUUCAUCCUCAUCCAGCUGGUCCUGAUCACAGCGUUCGCUCACACCUGGAACAAGAACUGGCUGACUGGCGCAGCAGAAGACAAGCGGUGGUACUUGGCGGUUCUUUGCGCCACCCUGAUGUUUUACAUCAUCGCCUCGUCAGCCUUCUCCUUCAUGUACAAAUACUACACCCACCCUGCCGGCUGCCAGCUCAACAAAGCCCUGCUGAUUACCAACCUGGGCCUGUGCGUGUUCAUGUCCUUCAUUGCGGUCACCCCCUGCGUGCAGCUCAAACAGCCACGGUCUGGACUACUGCAGGCGUCCAUCAUCAGCUGUUACGUCAUGUACCUGACGUUCUCCGCACUGUCCAGCCGGCCUCCAGAGAGAGUGGAGCACCAGGGCCGGAACAUGAGUGUGUGUUUCCCGAUCGUCAGUAAAGACGGGCAGCAGACUGAGGACAAUGUAGUGGCCAUCAUAGGAGCCACCAUCAUGUACUGCUGCGUGCUCUUCGCAUGCAAUGAAGCCUCUUACUUGGCCGAGAUGUUCGGACCCUUCUGGAUGAUUAAAGUUUAUAGAUACGAGUUCCAGAAAGCCAGCUGCUGUUUCUGCUGCCCCGAGGAACAUGAAGAGCAAGUGUUUGAGGUGGACGAAGACAACAAGGGCGGUCAGAAGGUGAUCCACAACGAGACGGACCGCGUGGCCUACAGCUACUCCUUCUUCCACUUCGUCUUCUUCCUCGCCUCGCUCUACGUCAUGAUGACCCUCACCAACUGGUUCAGCUACGAGACGGCCGUGCUGGAGACCACGUUCACCCACGGCAGCUGGUCCACGUUCUGGGUGAAGAUGUCAUCGUGCUGGGCCUGCGUGGUGCUCUACCUGUGGAUCCUGCUGGCCCCGCUGUGCCGCUCGGAGCCCGAGACUCGGCCCAAACGCACCCGGAUCAAGGUCAGGCGCUCCACCAGCCCAUCUCAAGGAACCAGGGAGGACUGCUCUGUCUUUACCAGCCACAGCCUGUGAAGCCAAAGAGAAGCAAAUACACCACCAGGGACUGAAGCAAAUUCCCAUUUGAAUUCCCAUUUAAGAUCCUUUACGAAAAGAAACCGCAGUUCCAGUCGGUCGUGCACACUUUAAAACAACAGUGCAAUUACAAGACUCGGUUAUCGUAAGCAGGAUAAUGAGGGGGGGAUAAUGAGAAGGGAAUCGCUUUCAUCAGCUCUUUCUUCAGGCUGUCCUCUCUUACGGUUGGAUCUGGUUUUGUUUUGUUUUGGUUUUUUUAAUGAAUAAAUUCAUUUUUUAAAUCACUCAACACACAAUGUGUUUUG